This is a messenger RNA of Xyrichtys novacula (pearly razorfish), 13511 nucleotides long. The record is from the annotation of a GenBank genome assembly. NCBI's taxonomy places the organism in Eukaryota, Metazoa, Chordata, Actinopteri, Labriformes, Labridae.
AAUCAGAUGUGAGAACCUCCCACUGGAGGAGUGUGCUCAGUCUUGGGGAGCCCGAGGUUUUCUUUCUGCAUCAGACAUUCCUGCUCUCCCUCAUUAAACUUGGCUCAGUAUCUCUCCUGUUGCUUAAUAUCACUGUGCUGGAAAAAAUAACUGCAUUCAAGGAUCAUGGAGAAGUGAGCUGUUGUUUUGUCAAAGUCACAUGUAAGUGAAACCUUGUUGUAUAGCUGUACUUUGUAUUUCCUCCAAAAAUUCUUUACUUUCAUGGAAGUUUAAGCUUUUCCUGAACAAAGCAGACAGUUUUAGUAAACUUAUGUUUGACAAACAUGCAAAAGCCAUCCCAUAGUUUUUGAUACUCUUUAUUCAAAGCAUUUCUUUACACAAUAUGUUGUUGGGUGUGUUAGCGAUUAACUCAAAAAUUCAAAGUUAAUAAUUAUCAUGUAUGCUGAGUAAUCUAUCUAUCUAUCUAUCUAUCUAUCUAUCUAUCUAUCUAUCUAUCUAUCUAUCUAUCUAUCUAUCUAUCUAUCUAUGCACAAUUGCAGACAUUUACAGUAAGAUUAACCUUGUUGUAGAUAGAUUUUAGCUGCUUAAGAUACUUGAAUAUAAUGAAUAAUGAAUAUAAAAUGUGACUAAAAUGGAGAUUAAUCUAGGUGUCAUAGUACCAGGUACCUUUUACUGUUUUAUGGAGUUUUGUCUUUGUUUUGAUUUCUUAAUUGAGUGGUAUUGUGUCUUGUCAACAGUUACACUCUCUGUUUGUAAAAAGAUUUUACUGCAUAAGUACUUCAAAACCACCAUGAGAGUCAUUAUCAAGUCACCAUAAAAAAGGAAGGAAAAAAAACAACACUGUGCAAAGUCAGACUUUGAGUCAGAAUCUGUGCAGCAAUCAGUAAAAUGACAAGAUUAACAAUUAACAGUUUUCACUGAGUGUUGUGGUUGAUUGUGCCUCAUGUUUAAGGAGACAAGUAAUUUACAGUGUUCUCUGGACCGUAAACCUUAUCAUUUCUUUUAUGUUGUCAUGACCUUUGAUAGAUGCGACAAAGAUGGGGUCAGAUGACUCAGCUUGUUUACAACUUAACACAAGCCCUGUUAAAGAAAAUGGUUGGAGCAUGAAAAUGCGCUUGAAUUUGAAUUUUAUUUUUCUCAUCAGCUGUCUGAAAUGGACGAAGGCAGCAUCAGGAAGAGGAGGGAGGUGCAGAAUGGCUCCAUUGACCACACCGAGGACUGUCAAGCCGAAGACCCGAAGCCCAUCAAGGCCACCGUGCUCCAAAAAGAUGUGUGUGUUUUUUUAGGCGUGUGUGUCUCGUUUUAUGUGUGAGAACAACCCUCAUUAGAUGUUCACACUGGUAGGACUCCAACAUCUGUACCUCUUUAUUCCGCCAGGGGCUAAAACUGAGUACCAGGCGGUACCACAACCACCAUCUCUACUUAUUAACACCACAGUGAUCCACUUAGAGGUGUCCAUGCCCCUCUAAGCUCCCUGAGCCUUUAAGUGAGUUUAGAGAGACUGAAAGAGUUUCCCUGGAUUAGUUAGAACCAUAUUUUCAGUGUGUGCAAAUAAUUGAUAACUGGCAUUCCCCAGUUUGAUUCCAACAGGAUAGUUUUUAGCGGCUUAUCAGGUCAGAUGGGAGGAAACUUUGCAUCAUUAAAACCUUGCUGACAGGCUUGGAAAGAAUAUUUUCAUACUUCUUCUGACAAUGUUUUCUAUGUGAGGACUAAUUAAAGACAAAGUACUGCUGCAAUUCAAAAUAUGAAAUUUUAUUAAAGUUCAAGGUUUAAUAAAAGAAAACAUUUUGGACAAAGUCAAAGUUUACCAUGAGAGCACACCAAAAUCAGUAAAUGGCAUCCUCUGGUGAAAAUGUUUACAUGUGGCUUGUAAGAGUUUGCAAAUCAGUGAAUAUGUUGAUGUGUGGAACAUAAGUCAACUGAUUGCUACUAACAAAACUCAGAUGUAAGCGUUGAAAAAAACAAACAAAAAACUUUUGUUUAUUUCCUGUUGUGCCCAGGUGGGUCUGUUCAGUGGUAUUUGUCUGAUCGUGGGGACAAUGAUUGGCUCGGGCAUCUUCAUUUCUCCUAAGUCCGUCCUGUUGUACUCUGGAGCUGUUGGACCAUGCCUUAUCGUCUGGGCGGCCUGUGGAGUGUUGGCCACUCUGGGUGAGAGCAUCAUUAAAACCAGCAACAGCCUUUAUUUUACACUUAUGUGUUUGACUAAUGUAUGUAAAUCAGUUACACAAUAAUAAGAAAAAAACUAAUUGUCAACGUUUCUACUGGCUUUGGCUUUCUGUGCGUGGUAAAGCAUUUGCAAUGUUAGAAAUUGACUAGUGUCGGAAACUCAGUAGAAAAUAAAAGAUUAGCAAAAGUGAAUCGUACAACCAAAAGGUACGAGCUGUACCUGUGACAUUGUCUUCAUCAUUUGACGGGCAUCCUGUUAGGCGCUUGCUAACGUGCUUUGUUAGUUGUUUUGGUACAUAACAGGCCAACUGGGAGAUGACCCAUUUGUUACAAGCUGAAAGGGGGCAUGUUGCCUCCUAAUGUAACAGCAGCAGACAUGCUUCUGUCAACAAUACAAUUCUUGCCUGGUGCUCCUAAACUGGGACAAAGACAGUAGUCCGAUUAAAUCAAUUGAAUUGAAAUCAAUUGAUUACAGUAACUCGACCUAUCUGCGCAUGUGAACGCACUGAGUGUUCAUGAUUUAGAGAGAUGCAAGCAGACAUGCUGAGUUGAUUCUUCAAAGUUCUGUUAAUGGGCAAGAAAAGGAGGAGAUAAAUAUUACCCCAACUUAAAAAAAAAAAAAAAAUGAUGAAUGAACUUGAAAGUAGAGGUUGUAUAUUUCUACAGUUGUGAGUUGAAGUCAUUUACAGUGUGACUUUAAGAACAUGACUAAUCAAGAUUAUUUUACAACUGUAAAAGAUAGAAAUACUUUUUUUAUCUUUUAGCGAUACAUUGCAGGCCGAUAGAAGUACUACAUAAAAUAUGCAUCAUGUCCACUGUGGUAAGACAUUAAGUUUUAUUGAUCAAUAAAUAUGUUAAACCCUAAGCUCAGAUCAUAAAGUAUAACUUAUGUGAAUCUAACCAACACUCAGCUGUUUCAGAAUGGAGCAGAAUCAAUAAAAAAACUUUUCACUCAGAAGGUCUCUCAGUGAACUCUGACUCAGCGACCUUGUGGUUGGUGUUGUUGGGAAUGAGCUGGUGGCCUUUGCUGCCAUGUUUUUGAGCUACAGAUGAAAAAGGCCACAGCUCAGACUUGGCCUUGAAGCAGUCAGCAAACCACAGACACACUGUUGUGUCCAGCCACAACAAGCAGCAACAUAUCUGAGUUCCCCUGCUGCCCAUAACAAGGUCUUUGGCCUUUAACAGCCAUACAGACAGACUUUUUGUAUUAUAGGAUGGAAAAGCUGACUCAUCCUGUAUAGUUUCUUUUUUUCUUGUCAUCGUCCAAUGGAAAAUGCCAAAAAUCCACAACAAAGCUGUUCAGGGAGGGGGAGGGGGGUUCAAAUACAGUGUAGUAUUAAAUAUAUCACAUGACUCACACAUCAGACAUGUGUUAUUUAAGUCUUUGGGGUGAAGGUGGAAAGAGUAAAUGUUUAUCUGCAGAAUGGACGGAUGAAAGGUAAUUUUGCAGGUUGUAAAAUCUGCUGUAAAACCUCCCAGCCCACUAAAAAGUUAUACCUUAUUAAAGUGUUGAGCAGUAGUGUCUUGUCCUGGAAUGACUUGAAAGCUUUAUAGUGAGUAAACAUCAUUUCAUUUUACCAUAAAGUUUACUGCAUCCUUUCUGCAACUCUUGUUAAGCACUGAUUCUGAAAUCAUUUUCAAAACAAGAGUCUCAACGAUUUAUCUAACGCUCCAAAAUUUACGAUCAUACUGCCUCUGAAUUGUUUAGUUUACUUUUGGACACAAACAAGUCUUCGUUGUAUACAGUUUCUCAUAUCCUGAAGUUUUACUCUCUGUUGCUUGGACACAGAUUCAAGAUUUUAAAAGAAGUGACUGACUCAGAAAAUUUUUGUCAGUUUCUCCUCUUUUAAAAACCCAAACAUUUGCAUUUCUAUGGCAUGUAACAACGUUUUAAAAUCUGCCCCUCUGUAUUUGUGUGUUUUUGUGCAUGCGUCUACACAGGAGCACUGUGCUAUGCUGAGCUGGGCACCAUGAUCACCAAAUCAGGCGCAGAGUAUUCAUAUCUAAUGGAGGCUUACGGCUCUGUACCGGCCUACCUUUUCUCCUGGACUACUGUCAUGGUGCUGAAGCCCUCGGCCUUCGCCAUCAUCACUCUGAGCUUUGCAGAAUACGCCUCCACUCCUUUCUACCCCAGCUGUACUCCACCUGUUCUUGUCACCAAGUGUUUGUCAGCAGCAGCCAUAUGUAAGUUUUACAGCCACUUCUUAUGCAUAAAUGAUUGAAAACACUAAACCGCACACAGUUUGGUUAUAAAUCUAAAGGCAAUUUUGACUCGUCUUUUGGAUAUUUCUUUUUCAUCUGUGUGUGUUUGUUAACAGUAGAGCUUGACUGAGAUUAUUGAAGUUUUAGCAAUAACUUUUGGCCGCAUGGUUUUAAAGCUGGUCAACCACAAAUACAAAACAUAUUUGACAGCUUAUUAGCUAACAUCAGAGCACAAAUAAUCUAAGUUUUCAGCCACUUCCAAGUUAACGUUUAUAUUCAGAAAUCCUAGCAUGAUGGGAAAGCAAACAUAUGCACAAUUGGUUAUUUUCCAGAUGACAACUUUGGGAGUUUUGUUAAUACUGGUGUCUAUUUUUUCAGUAAUACAAUUUUUAAGUAUUGUAUGAAGAGACAUUACUGUCAUACAUGAGUAAUAAGUGAGUCCUCAGACAGCAACAUAGGUGUGCUACCUUCAUCACUGGGGAUAUAAAAGCCUCAAUCCAGUAGCGGGGUUAAAAAUCUUACAUAUAAACCAACAAUUUUACUUGGGGAAAUAAAAAAAUGGCAUAUUCAUUCUCAAAGAUGAAAAAAAAGCUGUUACAGAGGCACCGCAACUGGCUAACAGGCUAGGAUCGCCAACGUAUGCAAGAACCUCAUACGAUGCAAGUAUUGUUGGCAUGCAAAAAUUAUGUACAAACAGAUGAGCUACAGCAUAAAAACAGCAUCUCCCACCUCUGUUUGAAGAUAAAUCUUCCCACAGCGUCAGGUAACAACAAAAUAGCUUGAACCAUGAUGCACCCAUAGAAAUGAUGCCCAUCUCAGUACUGUAUAAAUGAUAUAAUUCUUGUGUUUUUUUUAGUGUUGAUUGUGACAGUCAACUGUCUGAGUGUUAAACUGGCAAACUACGUGCAGAACUUCUUCACUGCAGCCAAGCUCUUCAUCAUUUUAGUCAUAGUGGUUGCUGGCAUUGUCAUGUUGGCACAAGGUGGGCCUCUCUUUUAUACAAGGGUUUUUAAUGCACAAUUCUGUGAGUACAAUGCCAUUGCUUAAUUAAAACACUGACUUAUAACAUUUAAUAUUCAUUAUGUAUUUCAUUUAACAGGAAAAACAGAGAAUUUGUCUGAUGCUUUUGUUGGCUCAUCUACAUCUUUUGGCGCCAUUGGACUGGCAUUUUAUAACGGACUUUGGGCCUAUGAUGGAUGGUAACAGUUUAACUUCAGUUUGACUUUCAUUCUGCUUUGUGUGUGAGGUUAGUUGAUGAGUAGUGACCUCAAGUUUAUGUCUCCUGUGCUUUACCAGCUAGGGGCUUGAGGACACAUGGCAGGUUGGCCUCAUGCACCCAGUACACUUUUAAGUCAUGUGUUGGUCGCAGCAGAGGGUAGACAUGUCAGGCUUUAGUCUUUCAAAGAGGCCAACCAGAGGGCAAAGAGUUAACACAGACUACAGAGAAAAUACAAUACCUCUAAUGAAGAUGAAAGAGGGAGGGGAUUAUGAUAACACACAUACUUGACUGUAAGGAAAAACGGAUUUAAUAUCUAAGUGACCAAGUGAGUCCAUGCUUAUCUCAGUGUAGUGCUUUGCAGGAAAAAGCGAUCAAGUUAAGUGUCUUCAGUGGAAAAAAACACCCUUCAUUAAUGAAAUUGAAUGUUCUUUUUUAUGGCAGUAUACUACAAUAUGCUCCUUGUUUUCUCAUUUCCUUGAUUUUCUCUUAUCAGGAAUCAACUCAAUUUCAUCACAGAAGAGCUGAAAGACCCAUUCAGGUAAAACAAAGUCAAGCAUAACUGCUGCUAACUUUGUCAAUUGCUGUCAAUACCUCAAUUGGGUAAAUAAUCUAAACUCUGUUGUAUACAUAAUCUUCUUUUUGUCUCGAAUUUUUUGUCAGGAACCUUCCUCUAGCCAUCAUCAUUGGGAUCCCUUUGGUGUCCGUGUGCUACGUGUUGGUCAACGUUGCUUAUUUCACUGCAAUGACCACUACUGAACUGUUGCAGUCUCCUGCUGUUGCUGUGGUGAGAACUGCUUAUUGCUAUAGUAACAGGCAACAAGAGCAAAGAAGUUUUAAAAUUAGUUGUGUGGGUGUUAAAGUGAAGAUAAACAUACACUGAUAAAAACACCAGGAAGGGACCAGUCAUUACCUCACACAUAAAUAUUAUCGUAUUAGUUUUCUCUCUGGACAGUUAUAGAUGAAGUCUCUCAGUUAGUUCAGUAGUGAUGUACUUCAGUAGGUCUUCUUUCUGAAGGAAUCAUUUAUUGUCCCUAGACUUUCGGAGACCGAGUCCUUUACCCUCUGUCCUGGAUUGUCCCUCUCUUUGUUGUCUUCUCCACAUUUGGAGCUGCCAAUGGAAGCUGCUUCACUGCUGGCAGGUAAACAAGACAAUAAUCUCAUCACAUUUGACCUUGACUGAUAACACAAUGAAAGGUGGUUGACUGACAGGAAGGAAGUAACAUAACUACAAAGAAAUAUGUUGAGCGCAUUACAUUGCAUUAUGUUGGUGAUAUGGGUCCAUUUACAGUGGAUAUUUCAAUAAAUUCCACAGUGCUGAAAGCAGGAAGCUCAGUGUUUGCAGGCAGACACACCGGUGUGAUUUGGUUCCAGAUUCCGGCAGCAAAGGUAGAGAAAAGCGAUCUAUAGGUGGUAUUUUUAGACCUGUCAAAUAUGUUUGGCUCAGUUCAUGCAGCCUUAUAUGGACAACUUUAAACCUGGUGAAAAAUACCUCUAAGAUGUUUAAAUGUGUGUAAGUAGGUUUUACAACAGCUAAACAGAGACUUGAAGUAGGUUUUAUGGUAAGGCGUGCUAUUUUCUCCUCUAGCAUUCAUAACGGCGAUUGGAAAUAAAAGUCAGAGCUUUAAAACGGGAUGGGCACCACCUCCUACCAAUGAGAGCUUAGUGAGAUGACAUGACAAUGGUGACUACAACUGUACCAUGUACAAAAAUAUGAUCAGAGAUGUUAGACAAGAAUAUUCAAUGAGCUAAGAUUAGGAUCAUGCUUGGUAAGUCAAGCAGCAAGUUGGGGCUCCAUGGCAAAUUAAAACUAUGUCAUUUGCAGUUAGGAUCAAAGGUCAAUGCCAGUUCAUGAAGUACCAAUUUCAAAGGUGGAAAGGUUAGUUAAUUUGUAUGUCAGGAAAUGGUUAGGUGUAUGAGAGGGGCACACCCUGGCUUCCAACAAAACUGGAGAGGGCAGAGAUGUUAUCAUCUAGGGGUACAGAUUCAGUGGUUUGUAACUUAGCCCCAAAUCCAACCUGAUGAAGAAAGAGGAACCCAAAUAAGGUAUUUGAGGAUGCAGAGAUGGCUCUUAGACACAGAGAUUAUGAAUGUGAAGUAAGGCUGCGGUAGCUCGGGCCUUAGUUCAGGCAGGCCAGUGUAUAAUAAGGCAAAAGAAAGAAGGAAGCUUGUAGUUGAGCAGGUAUAUCGACAGGAGGUCAUUUGGUUAACAAAGGCUGUGACUCGAGCAGAGCAAAGACAAUGGUUCAAUUUGCAGGGUGUAGAAUGAAGGAAGCUUGGCCAUAUAGAGGAGGUAAAAACAAUAUCUGUUUGAGGCUAUUUAAGAUUUGCUAUCAUCACCCUAAAACACUGGGCAGAGGGAGACUCUUAUGUUUGGAGACAGCAACGUUGAGGCAUUUUCUGCCAGUGUGUGACAUCCUUUUGUCCAAAGGUUGAUAAGCAUAAUCAGGUACUAAAGCUCGGGAGUAGGGCUUGAUAGGAAGAAACAACAGGUAAACUCAGGAUGUAAUCAGGAAAAGAGUGCAGCCAUUUGGUUAGAGAGAGAAAAAAACAAAGGAGACAGGUUUUCACGCAGGCAUGAGUUGGCCCCCUACAAGAUGCUGAUGACUGGAAGAUGCAGGUAAAUUUGUGAGGAAAGCCUGACCCACAGGAAGUAGUCUUCACUAACCUGAGGCCUGACAUAUACUUUGGUUAAUCAGUCAGCAAAAGUUUAUUUCAUAGAGCUGACAGUGGCUUGGAAAGGAAAAAGUUUACAUAUGUAAAGUCAGCAGCAGAAACUGAUCAGUGAGGUUGGAAAUUUAGGAGUUAUCCAGUAGUUACCAGAACAGGGAGUGCUUAGACCGAGUCUGCCCCAAAAAAACUGUAAGGAAAGUCAUUUGACCUGGAUGAGAAGGAGAGUUGUCAGGUUGGGGCUGGAACAAAAGUGUUAUACUGUUUAUUUGUUCACUGCUCAUUUUUCUCCACCACCCUGCUGACCCAGGAGUAGGAGGAGGUAUUGCACACAGCCUGGCCCUGCAGGGGUGAGCUCGGGCCCAAAAAGACCUCUAGCACUGCACUGCCUCCUCUAUCCUGUUCUUACAUCUCUCUACAUACUCUUCUCUCUGUUGUCUCUUUUACUCUUUGUCUGGGUGUAGCAAGAGGUAAAAGUUAUCAUGGAGGGGGGUGCCAUAUUUAAUUGUUAAGUCUCCCUGCAGUGUCAUUAGCCUAACUUUACAAAACAUUGGUGCAGGAGAGAGGUAACCCAAGAUGCACUGACUCUCUCUGCCUGUUUGUCUUCAAGUUUUGUGUUUUGGGCAUCAUCAGGGACUAUGCGGUGGGGUAGGUUGUAUCACCAGGUUUUACACUACUUAUGGCUUGUACAGAGCCUGGGUCUGUUGAGAACGAUAAUGCUACAAUGUUAAUGUUGCAAUUAAAAGAGGCACUUGAUAACCCUGGUAAUGUGCUGUGUCCUGUUGCCCAUCUAUCUUGAGUGCUGGAAACAUUUUGGGCCACAUAGCUGGUUAUGUAACUUCUUGGUAGAGUAUAUAGAUGUUGGGAUCAUGGCGUAGAAAAAUAUGUUUCUUCUCUGAGUGCCUAUCCUUUUAUUGGAGCAUAAAUAACAUGUGAGUACUGAAAUCCCUACCAAAAUCAAACUAAACAUAAAUGUCUGUUUUUUUUUUCUUUUCACAGACUUGCUUAUGUGUCUGGCAGAGAGGGUCAUAUGGUGAAAAUCCUAUCUUAUAUCAGUCUGAGACAUUACACUCCAUCCCCUGCUCUCAUAUUCAACGUGAGUCUUUGAAUGUUAAAUAUUAAAAAAAUAAAUUAAAAAAGUAUUAUCAUUUUGGAGACAAGUUCUGUAACUUUAUACAGCUUGUUAUUCAGAAAAGCACUGAUUCUAAAUGUCAUGCAUGUAUUUUAAGGUAACUUUACAGAAAAACAAAAAUGAAAAUAAAAGAUUAUUCUAAAAAAUUGCAAUGCUGAAAAUUUGAAGAUGGUGAAAACAAAAAUGUACUUGAAGUGUGGACAAAAUAAAUGAAUAAAUAAAUAAUAGGGCUAUGAUUAACAAAAAUUAUUUUUCUCUCCUUUUUCCGUUUAAGGGUAUUUUGGCUAUUUGCUACAUUAUCCCAGCUGACAUUAACACCCUCAUUAACUACUUCAGCUUUGCCACCUGGGGGUUUUAUGGACUCUCAGCGCUCGCUCUCAUAGUCAUGCGCUUUACCAAGAAGGAUCUCCAUAGACCAGUGAAGGUGAGCCUUAUUUUCUACAGUUAUAAGUAAAACCUCAUCUGUAAGGAGACUACACAAACAAAAGAUACAUGCCGCCUUCCCGAGGAGAACUGUUGAGACUCUAGACAGUAACAAUAAUCAUAAACCUAAUAUGAUUUUUUUUUACACCUUCAGUCCUUGUUUCUCUGCUCCUGCUUUCAUCAGUGAAUUUGAUAUAAGCUACUUUUUUGGCUAAUACUUUGUGUUUGCAGUUCCAGGUAUCAAUGAAGUGCCUGUUUUAAACCCUCUGUUGGGAAACUGCUCAAAAUAGUACAACCUUGAUAUAGUCUAAUAAUAAUAAUAAUAAUAAUAAUAAUAAUGAUAAUAAUAAUAUAAUGUCUUACAAGUUGAUUGAGCUUUUGUUCCAUAGUGCACCCUGUGUUAUUGUGUGUUUCCAUACUCAAAGGUCCCGAUAGUCAUCCCGGUCCUCAUGGUCAUAGUGUCCUGCUACUUAGUUCUGGCUCCCAUCAUUGAUAAGCCAGAGCUGGAGUACCUGUACUGUGCGAUCUUCAUCCUCAGCGGACUCAUUCUCUACUACCCUCUCAUCCACCUGAAAGUCAAAUGGGCACAAAAGAUCAUGAGUAAGUUACUUUUAUCCUUUGGCUAUUCUAAACAUACUAAUACAAUAAUACAGUGCUAUGAUGUACUGAUUUUGCAGUGAACACACUUAAAUAUUAUUCACGUAACUUUGACUUCCAUCCCCUAUAGGUCCUAUCACCAUGCAUCUCCAGCUGUUGAUGGAAGUUGUUCCUCCAGAGAAAAUUGAAUAAAAUAGGAUGGUGCUGAAAACCAGAUCAAUUUCUACUGCUUGCUUUUAACAUGUCAAGCCUGGUUUUAGAAACAGCAAGCAAGAACAAUGGUGCCUUAAAAGCACAAACAGCAGCUCUUGGUUAGGCUGUAAAUAUUAGGUGAAAAAUAUAUAUGAACCAUGUUACAGGGGUAGGAUGAAUUUAUAAAUCAUGUAGGUUUUAAAUGUGACAAAAGGCUUUCUUCCACUUGAGUGUGUCCUACUGAUGCACCACUGCUGUAAAUAAAAUGUAAAUAGAAAAAAAUUAAAGCAUACAAGACCCGCAGUGACCAUAUUCCUGUACUAUAGCUCCCAUACAAAUAUUAACAGAAACCUCCUUGUUGUUUUGGUUAUACUUACAGUUUGAAGUAGGAAAUUAUUUUUAGAUUAUAUUUUUUAAGGUUGUACUAGCAGUUUUGAAAGUCAUUAAGCAAUCAUGUAAAACCUUUUCUUCUGUAGUUUAUGUGCAAUUUAUUUGGCCACAGAUCAAGUGAUGAAGAGCGUCCAAGGAUUUAUACAUGCAUGAAUUUAGGUUUGAGCAAAGGGAACUUUAACAUCUGGUCUGCCAUGUGUUAUGCAACAAGAUGCGGGAACACAUUGAUUAUGUUGCUCCUAUGGUUGUAAACCAAAAAACACUGAAACAUACUUAUGUACAGAUAUUUGCACAUUUUGUAGAAUGCUUCAGACUAGGGUAUGUAUGUAACGGAAACAUUUGGUGGUGACAAACAUAAAGUGAAAUGUUAAGUAUCCCUUCUUUGUCUCACUGAUCUGAUUGCUCCUACACAUCUGUGUGCAUUCUGUCCAUUGCAGAGUAAAAUAAGAUAAAACAGUAAAACCAGGUUCAGCCUGUGAUCAAAUAUUUUUGUAACAUAUAUAAUUCAUAGUGAAGAGGUGGUUUUGUGAAAUAACAUUUGUGUUGGCACUUGCUUCUCACACAGCCAGCCCUGUGACACUGCCAUGUGUUGUUACUUGAGAUGUUUCUUGUCUGCUUUCUUCAAUUCGGUUGAUGUUCCUACCUAAGUUUUGUGCUCUCCAAUUAAACUGACACUUGUGUUAAAAAAUCCUCUAUAAUGUUAACUGUGUUUUUUAGAAACUGACAUUCAUGCAGCAUUAUCACUAAGAGGAGGUGAUACAAGCGUUAUAAAUGUGCCUGAAUAUGGGGCUUUGACCAAUCACGGUCAAGUAUAGAUGUUUGAUGUUACUGUGUUUGACUGGAGGUGGAAAUGUACAUGAGUUUUAUCUAUAAAACUGGAGGUACAUAUCAAACUUCUGAAUAUGAUAUUUAGGCCUCUGUCCACAUGUAAGCAGAUAUUGUUGAAAACAGUAGACAAGUAAAAAGAGUUUUUGCCUCUUUGAAAAUGGAAGUGUUCAAAAACCUUGUUCAGUUGUUGUUAUUGUGUGGAUGGAAAAAAUGGAAGGCAUGCAUCAGGAUGGUAAACAACCGUUUUAUUGAAGUCCACUCUGUACUGUUAGGUUUAAUUGCAUGUUUACAAGGCAACCUCCCUGGUCCUCAUCUUUGUACUGUAGCAAUGGUUGAAUCAAUAUAGACGGUGCUCGAUUGUUUUUAAUUCACCACUCUGAACACAGUAUAAAUAGGGCUACCUUUAACUGCUGCUCACUUAAGAAGAUGCACUCACUUUUCUUUUAUAGUGUUUUGAUAUGACAGACUGACCACACAUUAGUACCACUUACAUGUCUGACAUACUGCUGUGAUGUGAGUGUUGUCAAUCAAUUCUGUUUUCCUGUGGACAGAAAUAUUAAAAACCAUAUCUGAUGCAAAAAUGAUAUUUAAUUUGAGAGGAGGGUGGGAGGGUAAGAGUAUGUGUAAGUAUUUAUGGUUUUAAUCUUAGUGGUUGCUCAGUGUUAUUUCAAGCAUUAACCUGUAAAUCAGAAUAAUGUCAUGCUUUAUCUGUAGAGCUAGCUAUAUGUUAAACUGAAAAGCAGUAACUGUACAUGACAGCAAGUUUACUCUUUUUUAGUUGUCUAAAGAAAACAAACUUCACAAACUUUCAUUUAACCAGGAGAGCAGUGUGAAAUAUUUGUACUGAAGUUGACUUGUUGGUCUGUUUAUAUCACAACAUGUAUUUGUUGUUAGCUGUGUGUCAUGCACAGUUGAUUUAAUCUUAAAAAUUUUUUUAAUGGAGAAUACAUAGUAAUUUUUUGUAGCCUUUUUAAAAGCUGAGAGCAAUAAAAUGGGUGUUUGACUGUCUGAAGGCUCUGUUUAUCCAGCAGAUGGCAGUGCAGAUCUAUUUAAUUUACCUCUAUGAUGCUGAGAGUCAGUGAGUAAAUAUCCUGUGUUAAUGCUAAUAAUGUUACUUAUUAACAUACUCCAUAAAGUUGAAUAGGUAAUGUGUCUUUACAGCCAUUGUGAUCAGAAGGCAUAGUUAUAGUUGUAAUGGUAGUAAAUAAAGAUGGAAAGCUUUCAUCUUCAUUGUAAAAAAAAAAAAUCUAAAAUUCUGGGUAGUAAAUGCCCAAUAAAUUAAAUGCAUAAUAAAAUAAGUCAAUGUAAGUAAGUGAUAGUUUGUCCCUGGGCAAGCUCAAAGCAAUAGAUACAUAAAGAACACAGGCCUUCAACUUACAGUAAUACAAUUGUUCUUGUUUGUUGCCAUCUAGUGGUAAAGAAUCUCCUCAGACAGAACCAUGCUGUGCCAUAGAAGAGAGAGCAGCAAAUCUGCACUGGCUGUGCUAAAUAAAAGGACAUUUGCAGAAAAGCUGCUCAGUAACUUCUGCCAAAUGAGGUUGGAACUGUGCAGAGAAGCAGCAUGUUGGUUGUGAAGCCUGUUGUGUUUGGCUCAUUUUAAAUUUGCUCAGUGCUUUUGUCAAAAGAUGCUGUUAUGCUGCAGAAUCAACUAUACAGACCGAAUACAUGUUGACAAAAUAAAGGACUUCUCAGCCG